This is a messenger RNA of Xiphophorus hellerii (green swordtail), 2800 nucleotides long. It is a transcript of the gene drap1, whose product is annotated as DR1-associated protein 1 (negative cofactor 2 alpha). NCBI's taxonomy places the organism in Eukaryota, Metazoa, Chordata, Actinopteri, Cyprinodontiformes, Poeciliidae. The record is from RefSeq and is a predicted model, not a curated record. Bases 188 to 886 code for a protein of 232 amino acids. Gene Ontology annotation, biological process: transcription by RNA polymerase II. Gene Ontology annotation, cellular component: negative cofactor 2 complex; nucleus. Gene Ontology annotation, molecular function: protein heterodimerization activity; RNA polymerase II general transcription initiation factor activity; core promoter sequence-specific DNA binding. The transcript is spliced from 7 exons.
UGAGGAACAAACUGUUUGUUUGAGACUGACGGCGCUGAGACCCUGCGGAACCAAACUGACACGACUGACGACAACGUGCUAACAAGUUAGCCGGGACUGGAGGAGGAUUGUAGGCUAUAUGGUGUAGGCUUAUAAUUCCGAGCGUUUUUGUAUUUUAUUUUACUUUAGCUACAAAGUUUAUUUAAUUAUGCCCAGCAAAAAGAAGAAAUACAACGCCAGAUUCCCUCCGGCGAGGAUUAAGAAGAUCAUGCAGACAGAUGAAGAAAUAGGCAAAGUGGCUGCAGCAGUUCCCGUUAUAAUCUCGAGAGCUCUGGAGCUUUUCCUGGAGUCGCUGCUGACGAAGGCCUGCCAGGUCACCCAGUCGAGGAACGCCAAAACCAUGACGACGUCUCACCUGAAGCAGUGCAUCGAGCUGGAGCAGCAGUUUGACUUCCUCAAAGACCUGGUGGCGACGGUGCCGGACAUGCAGGGCGAGGGCGAGGAGAACCACACCGAGGCCGGAGGAGAAAAAGUACCUCGCAGGGGACGAAAGCCAGGAUCUGGUCGCAAGAACGGGGGAGCCGGCUCCAAAAGCAAAGACAAGAAGCUUUCUGGAACAGAGUCGGAGCAAGAGGAAGAUUCCGAAGACAGCGAGACGUACGGAGACGAGGACGACGGCUCCCAGUCGAGCACAAACCAGCAGGCUGCGUCCAUGUUCCACAGCUCAAACCCCCACUCCCAGUUCGGGAACACGGGCAACAUGGCGACGGCGGCCAAUCCGGCUCCAGCCCAGGGCACCAUGGCGUUCGCCCCUCAUCCCUCCAUGGUGAGCGUCGCUCUGCCCCCCCCAGCGCCCGCGCCGCACAAAAACGAGGAGGACGACGACGAUGAAGACUAUGACUCUUAGCUACCUCCCUCCCCUCCCCACCAACAUCCUCUCUUUAUCUCUCACACACACACACACAAACACACACACACACACACACACACACACACACACACACAAACCCAGCAUUAUUUCCAGAUGAAGUUGGCCCCCUGGUGGCAGUGAAGAAGAGGACUCUUCAUCUUCAUCGCAGCCUGCUGACAGAAGAAAGCUGUAAGAGACAAAACCUUGUUGUACAUUAGGUGUUUUAAUUUUUUUUAAAAAAGCUUUUAUUUUAAUGUAGAGAUGGGGACGGGGGGUUGUUUUUUAAGCUAGGUCUUUGCUGUUUAGUUUUUUUUUUUUUUUUGGUCUUGACUAGUAUAAUACGGUGAGCCUCAGCAGACAGGAUAGGUGUGGUUUAUUUCACCUCACAGCUUUUUGUUUCUUUUUGCGCUUUUUUUCCUUCGAAAAUUUCUCAGCAUAAUAAAAACAAACGCAGUUCCUCCGACCCAAAGAAAAACCACCUUUUUAAAGCUCAGGUGAGUUCUGAAGCGUGUAUUUGGUGUCGUCUUUCAGCCGAUUGUCAAGACGCCAGUUGCGUCGUUUCAGUCGCGCCUGAUCUCAGACGACAGAAAAGCAGGUGAAUUUUUUUAUUUAUUUUUUUUCCCUACCGUUUGUUUGCAACCCGCUGUUUGCUUUCGUUUCACAUUUAGUCUCUACUUUAAACUCAAAAUUGAUUUCAACCACAUCAGCAGGGGGUAAAGAUUUUGAUCUGAGUGUGUUUUUAUUAUUUCACUUUACCAUACAUUUAUUUGCCUGUAAAAUACACAAUGAACAUUGGACCACAUGUUUUUGGGUUUUUUUUUCUUUUAAAGUUUUUUUUUUUUUUCUGGCCCUCAACAUUCGCUCCUCUGUCUUUAACAUUCGUUUUUCCUUCUUUUAGAUUCUUUAUUUUAAACGAACGCAGAGGCGGAGCUCCCAUUUCUGCGCCGAGCUUGUUGUAAAAUGGUUGCGAGACAGUUUACUCUGUAUUGUAAACUUUUAAUGUUCUUCUUAUUUUGUAUGGGUGAAAUAAAGUUCACAUUUCAAUUUAAAAAGAAAAACAGACAGCUGUUGGGGUUUCUUCGCUGUCGUGAAUAGGAAAAAAAACACAAGUUCACGUUACGUUCUGCUUAAAUGUUGGAAGUUUUUUUUCUUUUUUUUAUUUAACCGCAAAAAAAAAAGCUUUCAUAAAUGUUCCUCCUGAGUCGUACGCUAGAGUCAACGCACCCAACAAACGGAACCUGCUUCUUCUUACAUUUCUAUGUGGUUGUAUAGUUUAAAAGUUCAGAUAAUUUUCCCACGUUAGCAGUGAAAAUAAUCUGCCAAUGGAACAAGUAGGUUUUUUAAAAUAAAUACCAAACAAUUAUUGUUUCUAGACAAGCACCUAAAAAAAAGUUACUUGUAAGUGAUCUUUGUCUCAUUUCAUGUUCACCAAGGUGUUUCUACUACAAACUAGACCAAAAAUACUUUGCUAGUUUUUGUUUUUGCAGCGUAGAAUCAAGUUAUGUUCCAAGAGAAACUUCUUCCGCCAAUCAGGACCUAGUUUUCUGUUGACCCGUGCAUUUCCAUUUUCCAGUGUGAUGGAGCAACGUGCCAAAUAGUUAAAACUUUUGGAACUCAUGGCGUGGUUGUUUAAACUUUUGUUUUUAUAUUAAUAUAACAACAUGCACAAAAAAACAAACAAAAAAAACCCCCAACAAUGUUAAGGCAGAUAUAUUUAGUUAGGGCUAUCAGCUGAGGCAUCCAUCUUUAGAAAUGGAUGUUUGGUUCACCGGCUGGAAGUGGAAAAGUGAAACCCUGCGGCAUCUUCUGGCAGAGUCGUCAAACUGCUUCCUCCUUCAUUUCCCCGUUUCACAACAACACAUCACAUGAUUUGUAACCCCUUGGCUCCGUUUUUGUUCCUCCCACUUUUUU